GCAUAAUACCCAUGAUCGAUACUAGCGGAGUACCAGAUUGGAAACUGCAACAGUACCCACAAACUCCAACGACCUGCACUCAUUCUUGUUAGCCAACCGGCGUAAGCCGGCUGGAGCUGUCCUCAAUACUGCACCUUGAUCAUUCAACAGAUGAUGUGCCGCGGGGCUGGUGUAAUAUCGGACAGCCAUAGGUCAAUGAGGACCACAACGUCGACCGUCUCGUGACACAACACGAUGGAGCUUAUGUUGAUUCGUGAGGUCAUAAGCUCAACCCAUGACUAUGGCUGUAUGGGGCUUGGGGUAUAUAUGAAGCGACCUCCCGCUCUAGUGCCCAUACACCGGUCAAUCUUGAUUUGACCUUAAUCAGAUCUAACCUUUCCGUACAGAAUCUACAGCGAUGAUGACAGGCUCAAAGUCAGACAAGAUGAAGCCACUCCCAGGCUUCAACGUGGCGAACGUGUUCGAGAAGCGGCAGUUGCUCGUCGCCAUCAACUCGAUGGCGGCGCUAUCCAUUUUCUUCUUUGGCUACGACCAAGGCAUGAUGGGCGGAGUGAACAAUGCUAAGAACUACAUCGAUCUCAUGGGGUUCGGAUACGUCGAUCCGGACACGAAAGAGCCGAUUGUGACGGAUGGUCUGCUGCAGGGUGGGAUUGUGUCAGUGUACUACCUUGGCACGCUGUUCGGAUGUUUGUUGGGAGGCUGGAUUGGCGAUAAGGUCGGGAGGGUGAAGACGAUUGCUGUAGGUGCGGUGUGGGCGAUUAUUGGUGCUGCGUUGCAGUGCUCUGCUAUGAAUCAUCAGUGGAUGAUAUGCGCUCGAGCUGUGAACGGGAUCGGCACUGGGAUUCUGAACGCAAUCGUCCCUGUCUGGGCCACUGAGACUGCUGAACAUACUUCUCGAGGCCAGUUUAUCGCCAUCGAGUUCACGUUGAAUAUCUUCGGCGUUGUUGUGGCAUACUGGCUCGAAUUUGGCCUAAGCUUCAUCGAUGGAGGCAACUCGGCGGUCCGUUGGAGAUUUCCCAUUGCUUUUCAGAUAAUCCCGCUGCUGAUACUCCUGGGGUCUAUCUGGUUCUUCCCCGAAUCCCCUCGGUGGCUGGUCAAAGUCGGACGAGAUGAAGAGGCGCGGUACAUUCUGCACCGUCUGCGCGGCUCUUCUAGGGACGACGCUCAACGUGCUGAACUGGAGUACCAAGAUAUCUGGAAUAUUGCGCAGCUGGAGCUCAAGGAGUCCAAGAAUAACUCUUACUUUCAUAUGCUUUUUGGCAUCGGAUCGGGCGAAUUGCACACUGGCCGCCGGGUUCAGUUAGUCAUCUGGCUCCAAAUUCUUCAGGAAUGGGUCGGCAUUGCUGGUGUAACUAUCUACGCGCCCACCAUCUUCCGCAUUGCUGGGUUUGAUACCGAGAAGAGUCAGUGGAUCAGUGGGCUCAACAACAUCUUUUACAUGUUCGCGACCUUGAUCUGUGUAUUCACUCUGGAUCGGAUUGGGCGGAGAUGGACACUGUACUGGGGUGCCGUUGGCCAAGGUAUCUCCAUGUUUCUUGCGGGAGCAUUCUCUCGGCUUGGGCAAGACGCUACUCGUAAUGGGGAUUUGUCCAAGGCGAACUCAUAUGGAGCCGCAGCCGCAGCGUUCGUCUUCAUAUUUACGUCCAUCUUUGGUGCCACGUGGCUUACGGUGCCAUGGUUAUACCCAGCCGAGAUAUUCCCUCUCCAAGUCCGAGCCAAAGGCAACGCAUGGGGCGUAUUUGGAUGGAGCAUCGGAAACGGAUGGCUUACACUGCUCUGCCCCGUCAUGUUCAACGCCAUUGGAGAGAAUACGCUACACAUAUUUGCCGCGUGCAAUAUCAUCGCUAUUCCCAUCGUCUGGGCCCUGUACCCUGAGAGUAAUCAGCGAACUCUGGAAGAAAUGGACCUGCUAUUCGCGGCACCCACGCCGUGGGUUUGGGAUGCGGAAAAGACCUUUGCCCGACGCAAAGCGGAACAGCCCGAUUUGGUGCAUGCGGCGAAGAAGGGCGAGAGGGUUGUGGACCCGGAACCUGGGGUUACGGGAGUGCAUCGCGAGCAUGUGCUUGAGAACGCCGGUCAAGAGGGAUGUGAGGGGAAACUGGCGGAAUAGGAGAACUAACAUGUAGUCGGUAGCACACUGUGCGAGCUAUUCGACACAAGGCGCAACUUCUGGGAAUACUAGAAACUAGAUUCAGCUCAACAGAUCCCUCCGGGAAUUUGCAGCCAAGACGUAGAUCAUUGGUCAUAGCUUUCGCGUCGGUCACAGAUUUCGGUAGGAGCUGAGACGACUUGAAACGGUUUUCUAUUCUUGGGCAUCUUGGCACAGUAGCCCUACCAGCAAAUCGAAACCUUGGUUUAUACC
Pseudomassariella vexata is the source of this 2362-nucleotide messenger RNA. Its product is annotated as general substrate transporter. Gene Ontology annotation, cellular component: membrane. The transcript has 4 exons. Gene Ontology annotation, biological process: transmembrane transport; carbohydrate transport. Gene Ontology annotation, molecular function: carbohydrate:proton symporter activity. Bases 398 to 2110 code for a protein of 570 amino acids. The record is from RefSeq and is a predicted model, not a curated record. NCBI's taxonomy places the organism in Eukaryota, Fungi, Ascomycota, Sordariomycetes, Amphisphaeriales, Pseudomassariaceae.